Molecule: messenger RNA, 672 nt
Organism: Eimeria necatrix
Lineage: Eukaryota; Apicomplexa; Conoidasida; Eucoccidiorida; Eimeriidae
Exons: 1
Coding region: 1-672 (223 amino acids)
Source: RefSeq, a predicted model, not a curated record
AUGGCAGCAGAAGCCCCGCUGCUGUUUUACUUCGUGGCGUUCUCGCUUGCUGCUGAGCUGCUGCUGCUGCUGCUGCUGCUGCUGCUGCUGCUGGCCGUGCGGCUGCUGUGCGGGGCCGCGCGGGCCGAACACGCAGCAGCAGUCUGCGGACUCUGCCACAAAAGCCUCGAAGGAGUUAUUUACUUUUGCUGCGCGGGUUUCGGGGCCUUUUUGCUGCUGCUGCUGUCUGCUGCAGCGCCGGGGCAGCAGCAGCAGCAGCAGCAGCAGCAGCAGCAGUGGGUCUCGUACUUGGGCCAAAGGCGGCUCUUUGUCUGGGCCUUUGUGGGCCUCGAAGUGGCUCUUUGCUUCCUUUAUUGUCUCCAAACUAUUCCAACUCUUUUUGGAAUUUGCAAAUUUGCUUUUCAAAAACUUUACUUCAAACUUUCCGGCAGAGACGAACACCAGUGGAGGCCCCACGAGGUCUCGCUGGCCUACGCCCGCCUCGCCGACUACGACUACUCCCUGCGCCACAUGCACAACCCUGCUGCUGCUGCUGCUGCUGCUGCUGCUGCUGCUGCUGCUGCUGCUGCAGCAGACAGUUCCAGGGUGUACGUACACCCCGCGGAGCCAGACUCGCCCGCCGCUGCGCAGGCCAGGGAGAGGGAACAGGCCCUCCUGGACCAGAACAUCUGA